AUGAUCCCCCGAUCAGCUGCUCUACGAAAGCCACUGGUUGGCUCAAUUGGACAUAUCCAAGCCCUGCCCUCUCGCUCUCUCUCCACGACCGUCCCCGUACACAAUCCUUGUGCCUCGGCCCCAGAGAACCCCCCGGCACGACCCCAUGGAAUCGAUCCGCGAUGGCUCACCAUGAUGAAGCGACGAAUCGGGCGGUGCAUGAUGUUUGGUCUCAAGCCAGCGCAGAUUGACGAUGCAGGCAAGAUCCUCCAGCAAUUGGCGCGGGAUUGGCGCGAAUUGAUUGCCGGCAGUGAGGGAUUCUUGACCGACGAGAAGAGGCGGAGCUUGUAUCGGCAUAACGUGGUGUGGGGAGAGAUGGAUAUAAUGGGCCACGUCAACAAUGUCACCUACGUCCGAUACGCCGAAUCCGCGCGAGUGAAUUGGACACGCAAUAUUGGCUUGCACAUUGACCCUGCUAACAAGGACAAAUGGACUAACCUGCUUAAUUCAACGGGUAUUGGCCUGAUUCUUCGAAGUAUUAAAGUUGACUACAAGUUUCCCAUGACUUGGCCGGACAAGAUAACAGUGUACCAGAAACUGGUUCAUGAUCCAUCAUCAGCUGGAUCCUCGCAUUCUGCAUUUCACCUGCAAGUCAUGAUUUUAUCAGAGGCCCGCCAGCGCCCCGCAGCGCGUUGUCAUGAGGAUAUUGUCACUUAUGACUAUAAGAAGAAUCGGAAGACCUCCGAACUGCCGCCAUUUAUCUUUGAGCAGUUCAAGACUAUUUGGGAACUACAAGAAAAGGCAAAGAAGGAUUGGCAAGACCGUAUUUUGGAGAUUGAAAACCAAGUGCGGACUCUCGAGGUUGAGAGCUGGGAUCGGGCAGAUGCGGUAGAGGAUACAGGAUCAGCAUAA
Penicillium daleae is the source of this 891-nucleotide messenger RNA. RefSeq names its product thioesterase family protein. The record is from RefSeq and is a predicted model, not a curated record. Lineage: Eukaryota; Fungi; Ascomycota; Eurotiomycetes; Eurotiales; Aspergillaceae. Gene Ontology annotation, molecular function: fatty acyl-CoA hydrolase activity. The transcript is spliced from 3 exons. The coding region runs from base 1 to 891 and encodes 296 amino acids.